This is a messenger RNA of Medicago truncatula (barrel medic), 1485 nucleotides long. RefSeq names its product protein CUP-SHAPED COTYLEDON 3. Lineage: Eukaryota; Viridiplantae; Streptophyta; Magnoliopsida; Fabales; Fabaceae. Gene Ontology annotation, biological process: regulation of DNA-templated transcription. Gene Ontology annotation, molecular function: DNA binding. The record is from RefSeq and is a predicted model, not a curated record. The transcript is spliced from 3 exons. The coding region runs from base 114 to 1208 and encodes 364 amino acids.
CCGUUCACCUCACCUGUUAUCACGUUCAUCAUAGCUCCUCCUCGUUUUCAGUUUCAGAAAUAUACUUCGUCUUUCACUCUCUAUACAUAUAUCUCACCCCAUAAUAUUCCAGUAUGAUGUUAGCAAUGGAAGAAGUACUAUGUGAACUUAGUGAUCAUGAAAAGAAAAACGAGCAAGGUCUACCACCUGGUUUCAGGUUUCACCCAACUGAUGAAGAACUCAUUACCUUUUAUUUGGCUUCUAAGGUUUUCAAAAAUACUUAUUUCAAUAAUGUCAAGUUUGCUGAAGUUGACCUCAACAGAUGUGAGCCAUGGGAACUUCCAGAAAUGGCAAAGAUGGGAGAAAGAGAGUGGUAUCUGUUCAGCUUGAGAGACAGAAAAUAUCCAACUGGGCUUAGAACAAACAGAGCAACAAGUGCUGGUUACUGGAAAGCAACUGGGAAGGACAAGGAAGUUUACAGCUGUAGUAGUAGAUCCCUUUUGGGGAUGAAGAAGACCCUUGUUUUCUACAAAGGAAGGGCCCCUCGUGGUGAAAAGACCAAAUGGGUCAUGCAUGAGUACCGUUUACACUCUCAUCACUUUUCUCCUUCGAAUACCUGUAAGGAAGAGUGGGUGAUAUGCAGAAUAUUUCAUAAAUCAGGGGAAAAGAGAAAUUCACUACUCCAAAUUCAAGGACAUUUAGGUGGUAAUCCUAAUUUAAGCCCCCAAAAAAGCUGUUUACCUCCUACACCACUUUUACUUGCAACUUCAUUUACACAACUAGACCAAAAUGACCAAUUACUCUCACAUUCUCAUAAUAUUUUCCCAUUACCUACAUUCCAACCUUCCUUCUCAAUGAUCAAUCACACCACCAGAAACAACAAUAAUAGUCCAUCUUCAGAACUACUCUUCAAGUCACAACAAAAUUACACCAUGAAGCAGACCAUUCCAAAAACAGAAGCUACUUUCUAUGAUCAGCAGAAAUCAAUAGAUGAUGCUCUUAACAUAAGAUGGAUUAUUGACAAUAAUAAUAAUUAUGAAAACUCUUUAUUCCCUGUGGAGAUGGAGAUGGAGAUGGAGAUGGAUGGUGCUGCUCAUGAUCUGAUUGCAUUCUCAGGAGCUGCUACAAAUGCUGAAUUUAGGGACAUAUCAAUUAUUAACAGUAGAGGAGGAGGAGGAGUAGUUGGUCCUAUGGGAAUAGAUUCUUGGCCACAUGCUCAACUUGUCUAAAGUCUAAACUACCUAGCACUAGUAGCAGUAGCUUCAUUCAUGUAUAUGUACUGUACUUCCGUAUACUGACCUGCGGUAACUACUACUACGUACUAACUACAGUACCAUAAAUAAUUUUGUACUAUGCCUAUGCCUAUGCCUAUGUCAAGCUAGCUAAGCUUUAUGAAUGAUCUAAUAGUGGAUAGUUAAUUUGUAAUAACUUUUUGUGGCUACAAAGUAAGAUGUGUGGAUGAUUGAAUAUGGUUGUUUUCAUCUUGUGUUUGAACGUAUUUGAUAA